Xenia sp. Carnegie-2017 is the source of this 7681-nucleotide messenger RNA. RefSeq names its product neuroblastoma-amplified sequence-like. Gene Ontology annotation, cellular component: endoplasmic reticulum membrane; Dsl1/NZR complex. Lineage: Eukaryota; Metazoa; Cnidaria; Anthozoa; Malacalcyonacea; Xeniidae. Gene Ontology annotation, molecular function: SNARE binding. Gene Ontology annotation, biological process: retrograde vesicle-mediated transport, Golgi to endoplasmic reticulum. The record is from RefSeq and is a predicted model, not a curated record.
AAAAAACAAACCAACACAUACCAUGAUGUGCUUGGUAGUUUUUAAGGUUGAUGUAUGACGUCACGUACGUACAACCAAUUGGAUUGCUGGAUUGUUUGUCGAUCAAUGACGUGUAGCAAAAACAACAUGGCCACAGAAAAGAAGAACAUGGACUAUAUAUUGUACAAUUUACUCGUUCAUGCAGAGUGGCCCUUAGAAGGAGAGGUUUUGAAUAAGGACAGCCAUCUAAGUAUAUUGCAAAAGCGAGGCUCAUUUCGACAAAAGCUGCUGACACUUAUAAAAGGUUCGGCUUUUGGAUUAUGGUUAAUUUUGAAAUAUCCUUUUCGUGGUGUUACUGUCUCUCAUGGACUUCCUAAAGAAUUAUCCCAACUUUAUGAGAGCUCAGAAUGCUGGCACUUCUUGCUCUCGAGUGAUGGGAAGUACGUGGCAAUUCUGCAAGAUAUUUAUAUUGAAAUAAGGUCAGUAAGGAAUAACUUUGCAACUGUAACUUCAAAGUUCCAAGUCCACAAAGAUGAGUAUCCAAAAUGGCGAAGGAUGGCAUGGAGCUCCGAUUCUUCUUUACUGGCAUUUGCUCACAGUUGGGGUGAAGUUGUUGUUUUUGAUUUAUCUGGAACAUCGCUGUUUUCCAUCAAGGAUUCUUCAUUGUCUGGUGUGUAUCAUGGCCCAUCAAUGUUUCUUCAUAACAAGAGCAUUUCCGGUCUGUUGUUUCUUGAUGAAGACAAGAUGAAUCCUGGUUUGACAGAAUUGUUGGUGAUUUCUUAUAAAGGACAAAUAAACAGUUACAUUAUCAACAAUCGCAGCGGAGAGCACACGAAAAAAUGUAGUUUUUCAUUCCAAUCAGUUCUAUCCCAAGGUGUCUCCUGUGCUCUUUAUUAUCCUUCGGCUAGACUUCUAAUCCUCGGAUCACCUUCUCCUUGCAUCACGGGAACAUCGGCACUUGGUAACUGUGUUACUCUAUGGCGAUUGCUCUCCGAUAAACCGUACUUUAAACUUGUCGAGGAUCAAGCAUUGGAAUUGAGCAAGCGUCGUCAAGAAUCCGGGAUUAUUAGCAAGCUUUUACCAGGAAGAUCAACCAAUAAACAGAAAUGGUACACAUGGCGUGUGGAAAUGAGUUUGUCUCCCGACGGUAAAAUGCUCUUGGUUUUACAUAUCGCUGGGAGAUUGGCAUUAUGGCAGAUGCCGUCGAUGACGCUAUUAGAGAGCUGGGAACGAGAUGAAGUACCUGAAUACAAAUGCGAAGAUCUUCAUAUGGCUGCCAGGCAUUCAAAAGUUCUGCAAAAGGAGUUGAUUUACGAUAUUGGAUGGUGGUCGGAUAAUGCGAUGAUUCUGGCUCGUCGGUCCGGUGCGCUAACCGUCUCGACCGCUGACCGGAGUUUACGGAACAUUUUGGGUCAGUAUGCAGAAUGGUGAACCACUUCCACUGGUCACCAGUAUUUCAGAUGGAGGAUUUUGAUUUUGGAGUGCGAGAACAAUGUCGUAACAUUGAGUCCGGCGAGGAAAAGUGCAAUGAAUGAGGGUGAACAGGGAACACACGAGGAUGACGAAGAAGAAGACGAGCAUCAUAUUGUAACCAAAGCCAGGGAACUUACGAAGCACAUUUUGUAUUUUCUUACGGAAAGUGAGCGAUUUCGUUCGCAGAUAAGACGACCAAAAAUUGCAAAGAAGGUCUAUCGAUUGCUUUGUUUGCGGUCAACAACACCCGAGGAACUUUAUGCAAGAAAGAUCGAGCUCGAAGAAUACGGCGAAGCUUUGGCUCUAGCGCAGUCCUACAACUUAGACUGCGAUUUCGUGUAUCAAAAACAAUGGCGAAAAUCUCCAGUGACAGUUUCUAGCAUCCAUGAUUACCUAAGUAAAGUCACCAAGCGUAUAUGGGUUUUACACGAGUGCCUCGAGCGUGUUGCAGAAGAUAUCGACUCCACUAAAGCCUUGUUGAAAUAUGGCUUGUAUAACACUGGACUUCAUGUGCUUGCUUCCAUGGGCAACAUGGAUAAUCCUUUUCUGAAGGAGAAAGAUGAUGAUGACGAAGUGGAAGCAUCGGAUGAUCGGGAGAACGAGGGGAAAUUGUUGAAAACUAUCAAUUUCAAUAAUUUAUCUGUCGAGCAACGCAACUUGUGUCGUUACCGUCUUCGCUUUCUCAAGUACUUGGACCGCCUCUCGACGUACGAGGCGAUUCUUGGUGGACCUGCCUUCGCGCACGAUUCAUUUGACAGCACCUUCUUCACGAACUUUCGCGACAGUAACAUUGUUGAUGUGGCUGUCGACUUUGCCAGGGAUAACGACUGGAAUGCUGUUGAUUUUUUGCUGACAUAUCAUGGCGAAGAUGCGUUGCCUCAUUAUCUUUCUAUCAUCUCGAACUUUCCUGAAACUACCAAUCCCUAUGUUUAUAGAACACUACUGCCCGAAGCUGGAAUUGAUGAAAACGAACCAGAAAUAUACAAAUGGGAGCAAAAAACAUGGCGGACACUAGACUGGGUAGAAGACUCCAAAUUCUCAAAGAUUUGCCCAACGUAUGUUGACGUUGAUCUCGGGAAUAAUUUGUAUGAAGAAAAUGUUAAACUUAAGAUAUUUAGUGGAGCCUUGGACGCCGUGAAACUAACAGAAUGGUUCAAAUAUCGUGCAAACGAAAUUGAGAGAUUAUCUGGCCAGAUCGAUAACGCUUUACAGUUGGUAAAACUCGGCAAAGAAAAGGGAGUUAAGGGAUUGAAUACGUUGUUGAUCGACCUAUCCACAAUGAGCACUCUCAUUUACGAGUGCCAAAAUGAAAGUUCGAUUGACUUGGAAACAUUCGAAAAAUUGAGCAAUCUUGAGAAGAUGGAUCUACUUUUGGCAAAGUCUUCAGAUGCAACGUUCGUUGAGGAUUUCAAAAGAUGGGUCAUUCCAUUCUUGGACAAUGUUGAAAAACAAACACGAGGCGGAAAAAUGAAGUUAAUUCAGCAGUAUAUGACGGAAACUGCAAAGAGCAAUAUUGCAUAUCCUCUCAAGAUUCUUCAACAGUCCGUUUGCGAGUCAAAGGAACCGUUUAUUCCCGAUGUAGCUCGGCAAAUGAAGCUGGCAAUGGAUUGUAUAUACCUCUGUCAAAGAGAGGAUCAACUGACAGCCGAAGAAAUUUUAAGACUCUUUUCCAUCCUCGUCUGGAUAAUGUCCCAACAGAUAAUGGCACUGCGGACGAAAUUAAGUGAAACCGCUACGUAUUUGAGGGGGACGCGUAUUUUAUGUGAUAAUGACGUUCCGAAGCCAGUUUCAUUCUUGGUCAAUUCCAGGGCCGACGAGGAAGCAGCUCGCUCGGUAAUGACCAAUUUAUCGCGAAAAGCCCAACACAGAAAAAAAGUGUUCUCGGCAGGGCUCGAACCUGCGACCUUCCGCGUGUUAAGCGGAUGUGAUAACCACUACACUACGAGAACCAUUGCUGUCAGACAUGUUAAAUUGCGCCACGAGACUUCUACCUGUAUUGUGCUCAGCGUUUGUUAUGAAGCUUUCCUUGAUUGCCUUAUCACAUCCGGAAGUUUGGAGAACAUCAAUCAUGCCAAACGCUUACUAUCAUCCAAACCUGACGUUGAUUCCAUUAGCAAGAAGAUCGACCAGACAAAAUUGAUUGAACUGGUUGUAAAAGCGUCCAGAGAAUAUUUCAAUUCCGCGAACAAUGCGAGAGACUCCUGUAUACAUCUGGCAAAAGCUUGCUUGGCUCUAGUUCCCAACAGCGAGCAUUCUGUGAAAGAGGAAACCGAUCUGAUAUGUGCUCUGUCUAUGUUGACCGAUUACAAAGUAUCUAUUUUGCCACUUCAAGUUCGCUUGUGCCAGGAUAAGUUGAAUUUGAUCGAGAAGGUCUUAGACUCAUCGCCUCAUUCGUACAAAGAUGCCGGAAAGCUUCUAAAUUUAGCUUCGUUGCUUCGCCUGUCGGGUUCUGAUGAAAACACAAGACGCGGUCGAGUUCUCCGUCUCGUAGCACAACGAGCCAUGGAUCACGACGACUUCGACGUCUCUUACAACGCAUGCGCUGAACUGAUAAAAAGUGCAUACGUACCAGGUUGGAAGAUUUGCAGGGCUUUGGGUGAGAAAAUCGAGUUUGCAAAUUUGAAGGCAAGAGCCUGGCGUUGCGAGACCGUGCUGCACGCGAGAAGUUUGUUACGUACUCAGAUUGUUUACGGCGAACUUGGUGGUCUGUUGAAAACGUCGGUGAUAAUUUCACAGUUGGAUACUGAUCUCACAACCACUGAGCAGAUAUCCAAAACCACGAAAUCAAUUCUCUCCAGCGUGAGCGACGUCGGCUGGUGGGCAGAUACACUGCAAUGGGUGCGGCCCUUGCAGCGUAAAACAACCAAUCAGAGUCAAGAAAAAAGUGCAAAGAAGUUGGAGCCGAAGGACCUGGAGUUUCAUUGUCAUCCUUUUUACGAGACUGUUCACCGGAGCGCUUUCCAUGGAAAAGAUGACAAUUUGAAAGAUAGGUCGGCUGUAACCACGCAGAAAGUCAACGAACUUCUUCUUCAGACACAGAAAAUGGCGGAGGAAAGAGCGGAAGGAUCUUUGGAAGAACGAGCUACAGAAAUCCUCAUUCAGUUAGCAGACGUUCAUUUUUCAUCAGAUACGCCUCUCGCUAUGGCCUAUCUCAUGGCUUUACCCGAGUCAACAAAUGCGUACGAGUGUUUUGAGAAGCUACCCAGUUCUGCCUUAAGUCUUCAGCUCGCCUCCUAUUACUACGCCCUUCAAGUGUACAUCCUUUGUACUCCGCAAACGGAAGAUACUCUGGCAUCUGUUUACCUGCAUCCGCCUGUCGCAGUCUUAGAGCACGUGGUCCAGAAUGACCGUGUCUUCGAGGAGACUGGGAGCGACGUAAAAUCCCUCCUCUCUCAUCUUAGGCGAUAUCAAUCUCGUUUCACUGACUUCUCGCAGGCGAGACUUCUGCAAGGCCUGGGACGAGGUGUGGAUAUUGGCCGUUUACAAGACGAGGAGUACAAAAGGAACAUUUUGGGACUAACCAUGAGUAUUGAUGAGAAUAUUUUCAAUACCGCAAUCUCAUUGGCAGAACAAUACGGGAUUUCGAAAUGGGAAAUGUUAAUGUCGCAUCUUGAGUGGUUGUUCACAGACAGCGAUUUAUCGACGAAACAGCUGCAAGACCGCGUCGACGGAAAAGAAAUAAUGCCCACGCUUUUGAAAGAACCAGAAAAGAUGAUCAGUCGAUUUAAGGAGUACGUCUACCCUUCAAUAGAUGGAAAGCAGUUGGCUCGUUUGCUGUAUUACUACAUGCUCAUGAACGAGUGUGUGCAAGCAGCCGGAAUAACUUGUGAAGGCGACUCGGAUCCGCAAAUGCAUAUGCGGUUGAUAAAAAAGAUCAAGUCUUCCUCGCAAGGUGUGAACUAUAAAAGCUUAAUGGAGGACGGUGAUCCAUUGUUGACGAUGAAACCUCAUCUGCUAAGUGAAAACGUUCACGUCUUCGCUAAGAUGGCGAAUAAACUGCGAGAUAAGAAUGGUAGAAUAUUGACUUCCAGUCAUGUUUUCAAAGUAUUUGCAGAGAAAAUAUUUUGGCAAGGUGAAAGAAGAAACAUCGAAAAAAGAGGUAUUGUUGAUUGGAUUCAUCGUUAUGAGGAGGUUCAUGGUUACUUGGAGCGACUCUCCUUCAAGCAUUUAUUGGAACUCAUUGAUUCCUUAACGUUCUCUGAAAGAGCUGUAGACACGCUGACCGUCGAUGUGAGAGAUGAAGUGCUCAGGAGGGCAAUUAAGUUUGCCGUCGAAGAGGUACCCGGGAAAGCAAAAAAUCAAAGAAAACAUCGAUAUAGAUGGCACUUUCAGUGUAUCCAAGUCGGUCAGCAUUUUGAACAAUCUUUAAAACAUCUCAGCUCGCUGGCGAACGAAACCAUUUUGAAACUGACUGAUUUGGACGAGAUGCGCUAUGUCCAAUACGCCCGUCUUUACGAUCUAUCGCGUUCAGAACCUGACAAAAUCAAGGAGUUGGGCAUUCGAGUUUUAUGUAAUGGCGAUCCCUUAGAACUUGCAGGAGAGCUAUUGGAAUUGGCAGGAGAGCAAAAGGCUCAGAGCAGUAAGCUGAGAGAUGUUAUUAAUGGGGCUCUGCGAACUAUCCUGAAUACGUUUAGCCGUGAUGAAGGACAACCAUCCAACGUUUCACGGGACGUUUCAUCGAAGGAACUCUUGCGAAAAAUUCUCACCACUUUGAAGGAACAUUUGAAUGAUGAAAAUAUCGUUAGAAAUUCGUCAAAGAGGAGGAUAUACCACGAGAUUCGGAAUUUUGUGCAGACGAAGUCGUGGCACCUGAAGCAAAGCACGGUUCUUCAGUUGAUUGAGAAUUAUGUUACAUUGAGAGGAGAGGAUAAAACUUUGUUACUUUUUCAUCAGACGCAAACCAUUGUCUGUCAACAUUGGGAUAUUGAGCUAUCUGUGGUUAACGUGGAGACAUGUAACUCCUUGCGGUGCACGUUUCAACAACUGUUCGAAAAGUCGUCAACGUUAGAGCAACUGAUCGCUUUGACUUCUUUACUCAGCAUCUGGCCUCCAUUAGACUUAGAAGAAGCCUGGUAUUUGGUUUUGUUAAAAUUAAUCAACCAGACAAAAGACGGCAAUUCAGUGGUGAAGAUUAUAAGAGAGAAAAGUGAUCGAAUCUACGUAAAGAAAACGAAUUACAAAGACAUUUUGAACGCUGCCUUGGAAAACUGCUUGAAGCUUGAUGCGUUUAAAAUUGGAUUAAUGUUUGAAGAUAGCGAAGCGUGUGAACGUAUUGUUGAGGAAAUAAAAAGAAUUGACCGGUCGGAUGCGAAAUGGGACGAUGAAUUAUUAGAACUGAUAUUUAAAAAUCGACUAUCGCCGAAAAUAGUGGAAACACCAUACUUUGAUGCAUUUGUUAACUAUUUGUUGAACGGAGAUUUAAAUUCGCGUUCAUCGCGUGAGUUUCGCGUGAAUGAGGUGAUCCGUGGUUUACAUAGAGCGGGUUAUACUGUUGGUGCAGCUUCGAUAAAGUCGUCGUAUGAUAACCUUCAUCCGAGUUUAAGAACUUUGGAUAAUGUUGUAGGAUUGUUUAUGAAGUGGAUUGGGAAUAGUUGAUAUCAUUAUAGGUAUGUUGGUUUGCUAUAACAUAUAGGUAUAUGUGAAGAAAUCAAGAAUAAUGAGAUCAAGUACAUUGAUUUCUUAUGUACCAUCCUCACUAUGACAUAAGAAUAAUGAGAUCAAGUACAUAGAUUUCUUAUGUACCAUCCUCACUAUGACAUAAAUAUAAAGAGAUCAAGUACAUUGAUUUCUUAUGUACCAUCCUCACUAUGAUAUAAGUAUAAUGAGAUCAAGUACAUUGAUUUCUUAUAUACCAUCCUCACUAUGACAUAAGAAUAAAGAGAUCAAGUUCAUAGAUUUCUUAUGUACCAUCCUAACUUCAAUUGUAAGUGGUAAAGCAAGAAUGUACCAUUCUCAGUACGUCAUAAAAAGGUGCAAAUUAAGCACUUCGAUUUCGUGUCAAAACUAAAGGCAAAUUUCAUUAUUUAAAAAAUACUAAGUGCGCCGAAAUGUUGACUGGAAACUCCAUUUAGAAGUAAAUGAUAUGGAAUUAGGUUUUGGAUAAAAAUCUCAUGAAGCAAUACAGGUUGUAUGUAUGAUAUAAAAAAUGACGAAACUUUUAAAAAUAUAAACUGUUGUCUUAUGUAAAUUGAAAUAACACAAUACCAUAUCAGAAAUCUAGUGGUUAAAA